AUUACCGAGAGCGGAGCGGGGUCAACGGACGCUGGGUGGGAGACAUCUCGCAAUGUCUUCCCGCUAUUUUUGGUCAAUCACCAAAAGAAAAUCCUUAAAACUUAGUCAAAGCUUGAGACCUUAACCACCGAGUCGACCGUCCAGCUUCAAGCUACCAACGCAGGAACUCGUACAUCACACCAUGGAAUCUUCAUGUGCGUAAAAAAUGUCGAAUUUGGACGCUUGGAGUCUGGCAAUUCAACCAGGAAACCGGCCUCAUGUGCGGGGCCACUGCAACAUUUUAACGGCGCUGACAUGUUGCGGCGUCGUCGUCGACUCGUCGUCGCGUAAACUGACUUGAACUUUGCUGUAGGCCUACAGAACUUGUCAUAAAAACUUGUGUUUCACAGAACUGAACUGGACUUGCAUUCCUGUGCUGAACUGAACUAAAUGGACAUGUGGAAUUUCUGUGAACUCGUAAUUUUGUCGAAUGAUCUGAAUGACGUUUUUGGAAAAUACUGAAGUCAAGCGUUUGGAGUUCGUCGGGGUAAGUCCAACUUUAAAUAAGGAACUAUUGAGAUUCACUGAGGAUCAGAGUGAGAUUUCAACAUGGAUCAGAAGAAAAGGUGUAAAGGUUUAAUGGAACGCCUGCGCGACGGUGAGACGGUCAUCUGCGCAGAGGGAUAUCUCUUCGUGUUCGAGCGACGCGGCUAUUUGACAGCCGGCUCAUAUGUGCCGGAAGUAGUUCUGGAACAUCCGGAAUUAGUGCGGCAACAGUACGAGGAAUUCGUCCACGCCGGAAGUGACGUCGUGCUGGCAUUCACGUACUACGCGCAUCGUGAGAAGAUGGCGCUGAUUGGUCGAGAGGACGAUCUGCAGCGAAUCAACAAGCACGCACUGCGCAUGGCACGUGAGGUGGCUGACCAAACUGGUACUCUGAUGGCUGGUAAUAUUAGCAACACCAACCUCUUUGUGGACAGCGUGCCCAAUUAUCGAGAGAAAGUUUGGCAGAUCUUUAAAGAACAAAUAGAAUGGGCUGUAGAAGCGGGAGCUGAUUUCAUUGUGGGGGAAACCUUCAGUGAUUUCGGGGAAGCCUUGAUGGCCGUGAAGGCGUGCAAGGAAUUCGCAAAAGAUAUUCCCUGCGUGGUAACGAUGGCGGCUCAGCAGGGCCAAGUGAACGGGAAGCCGACUACUGUAGACGGAGUGGACUACGUCGACGCGUUCAACAAGCUAGCGGAGGCGGGGGCCGACGUGGUGGGACUGAACUGCGCGCGUGGCCCGGCCACCAUGCUGCCCGUAAUGGAAGAAGCCGUCAAAGUUUGUAAGGCACCCCUAGCCGCUGUUCCCGUUAUGUACCGCACAACUAAAGAGAAUCCGAACUUUAUGUCGUCCAAGGAUCCUCUGACGGGUGAGUCACUGUUCCCUGUGAAUCUGGACUGCAUCGGGUGCAAUCGUCAGGACAUCCACGACUUUGGCAAGCGAGUGCAGGAGCUGGGCAUCAAGUACGUGGGUCUGUGUUGCGGCAACUCGGCUCACCUGACCCGGAGCCUGGCCGAGAGUCUGGGCCGAAAGCCCCCGGCCUCCCGCUACUCAGCAGACCUGAACAAACACUGGCUGCUGGGACAUGACGACAAACUGCCUUCGGUAGGACAAGAAUCCAAGACAAAAUAUGCUCCCAAAUUGACCAAAGUUGAGAAAUAAACAAACAUAGGCCUAUACUUACACAACUGAAAAACAGGAAAGAUGUGUGCCAGUUGAUGACUUAAAAGUGAUUUUGUUUUUCAGGCCUUGGUGCUGCAUUGAAACAAAUAGAGUUCAUAAUUUUUAGAAGACACUGUUGGAAAACACACACAAUUAUUUCUGACUUGAAACUUCAAACCUCAAAGAAAUAGGUCCUCUUAAUAAUAUCGACCAUAGAUGACCUCAUAAGGGUACUCCCCCAGACUGACCAUUACGUCAGUCCAUAGUCAGUCUACCUUUACUCAGAAAUGAUGUCAUAUGUUUUCCUCAUAUGAAAUCAUAUCUUAUUUUCACCAAAGUUGCCCCUCUGAAAAUGCAUAAAGUGUCCACAUUUUCCCAUUUUCAUUGAGUUCUCCUUCUUCUCCCUGGGAAACCAGAGGCAUGGCCAUACGCUGAUUCAGCCCUAUGCUCUGGCCAGUCUUCAUCUACGAUAUUCUGUCUUCUGUCUCCUACUUCUGUAAUUAUACAAGACCCGGUAGAAUUGAGUUCUUGAACAUAAAAUAGUUUCUCCAUAAAGCUGAGCUUACACCAGUGUGUCGUAUUCUUCGUGUUCAUCGUUCAUCCCGCUCAUAGCCACAGCUACCGUAACAUAACAUAUAACAUCUCAAAGACUUCAAUAUAACAUCCCAAAGACAAUACUUCUGAUUACGUCUGGGAUUACCGCUCAGGCUAUAGUUUUCUAAAAGGUAUAUUUCUUCGAUAAAGACAGGAUUGUAUUGAUCAAAACGAAGUUUGAUUUAAAAACAUUAAGAUUGUGUAUAUUUUUUUUGUGUUUUGCUUCCUUCGGAUAAUACCAUUAUUAGAUUCAAGAACUUAGUAAGGUUACAGUAAAUUCUCACACAUUCCUAAUAAACAUAGUGCAGAGAA
Messenger RNA from Patiria miniata (bat star), 2586 nucleotides. RefSeq names its product betaine--homocysteine S-methyltransferase 1-like. Gene Ontology annotation, molecular function: zinc ion binding; methyltransferase activity. NCBI's taxonomy places the organism in Eukaryota, Metazoa, Echinodermata, Asteroidea, Valvatida, Asterinidae. Bases 589 to 1680 code for a protein of 363 amino acids. The record is from RefSeq and is a predicted model, not a curated record. The transcript is spliced from 8 exons.